Molecule: messenger RNA, 4764 nt
Organism: Seminavis robusta
Lineage: Eukaryota; Bacillariophyta; Bacillariophyceae; Naviculales; Naviculaceae
Source: the annotation of a GenBank genome assembly
AUGCAAAAGGGAGGAUGUUGCAAAAAACGACACAAGCCCACCGCACCAAAACAAAGCCCAGAGACUGAACAAUACUCCAAUCUUCCAAGUGUUGGCACAGUUCCCUCUCAGGAGUUGGCCCGUAAAGAUGCCAAUGUCUGUGGUGGUCCCUGUGAUACCCGUGGACCGGAUCAAGUUUUGGCUGUACAGGGAGGAGAUGCCAUUGUGAAUGCCGUUGGCGGCCGCUGCCAAGUAAAAGAUACAGUUUUCGUUUCGAACUUCCAAGGCGGCCAAGGUACUGGAGGUGGUCAAGAAGAUACCCCCAAGGAGAAAGGUUGGCCCAUAGGAAGGUUGGCUGCUAUCCAAACGUUCGUAGAAGCAUCUUGCAGCAGCGUCGGAUACCCCAUCGUCAACAAAGUUUCCCAAUUAGGGGCCAGUCGUUUUGCUGGCUGCUUUGCUCUCCUUGCCUUCAUCUUUUUGGUUGAUACCUUGGAUUCCCACGCGCUGAAUCUACAGUACCAGUGGUCUCCCAAUUUGAGCUUUGCUUCGUGGAAGAAAAUUAAAUAUAGUGCCACCAUGACAAGCCAUCAACUUCCACCGCCCCAGCUAUUGCCAGAAUUACGCCUGGCUCUUGCGUGUCUCUACAAUCUACCCAUUCCCCAUCAUCAUCAGCAACAACCACCCACCCUGAGCCAAGCCCAAGAGUUCCUGAUAUACCUGCAAUCCAGAAAUGUGAAACGACGUCUAGAGUCCAUGGUACAAAGACAGAGAGAUAAAGCCAACUCGACAGCAGCCUCAAACAACAGCAAUGUGGUCAAUGGAGAAAAGAUACGGACAGGGAGUUCCUGGUUGGCUUCCCUGGCUCUGUUGUCUCUGCGAGGAAGCCAUACGGGUUUUGCAGCGUCUUCCACGGAACGAAUUUUUGCAGCCCAGACAUUAUUACAUCGACUGAUCCGUUCCAAAUUGGAUCAAGCCAUUGAUUGGGAAAUUGAGGUUGCAAUUCAGGAUAGUGAUGCAAUAAGUACUGUUCUAUUUCAACAGUUGCAAAAUCCUCUCCCACUCCCACAAGUGGUACAGCACUAUCAACAAAUCCUGCACCAGUAUCAUCCCUUUGUGGGGGCCGUUGUGGCACGCUACCAAAUACAGCAAAAUUGUGAGGAAGAUCGUGUCAAGGGGGAGCUAUCGAUACUGACAUUGGUUGCCAUUGUUUACACAACGGCUCUGGAUUGCUUUGCUGACAACAGCAACAACAGCAAUAAUAAUCAGGGUCACAAUGCUGGGCCCUUGCUCAAUGCUCUUGGCGCUGCCACGGCUGCCAUUGCACUCCGGCUGCGGUUUCCUCCCAUUACUCGUGGGCAGCAGCAGCAACCACACCAACAACAAUCUUCACAGCCACUCGUCGCAAUCAUUACGCAAUCACUGUCUCUGGUCUUUCAAACGGCGGCAGAACAAAACACGUUACAUCUUCCAGCAUCAAGUGAGGCCAUAAGGGCAUGUCUGGCGGCCAUACCCGAUAUCUGUCUGGGAAGUACCGGUGGAGGAGCUCGUGGUCGCAUGUCGAUUGAUCCCAAAUGUCUACAGGAAGCUGGAAAGGAACUCAAGACUACUGGUUUUGUACUGCUGUGGGACGUAUUACGACAACAUGUACAAGAUAUGCAACAGCAUCAGGAGCUCCUUUGUCAUCGAACCGUUUUGAUCAUUUGCGAACGAUGGGCCAGGUUUCUUCCUCUGCCACAAGAGUUCCUGGAACACACGAUUCCUUUGGCACGAAACUAUCUAUCAUCCACUCAUCCCGACAUUCGAACGGUGGCCUUUGGGUAUCUUUGUGCCAUUUACGAGUCAGCUAGCUUGACCACGGACCAAAUCUUGGCGAAAUCCCUGGGCUUGGCGCCAGACCAACAGGCACAACAGCAGCAAUCGGGAAAGAAGCGACAGACAAGCAAGUCCAAGAAACGGCAACAAGAAGCGGUGGAAAACCGAACCACAGACACAAUGCUCGACGAAGCUCGAGCAGAGUUUCACCAUCGGGGAUAUAUAGCAUGUCAAGCUACUGUCAUGGUGUGGGAACAAUUCCAAUCAACCUUUCAAAAUGCGCUCGCAGAAGCAAGUCGAAUGCCGGCUAUUUCUGCGCAAGGGGAUGAGAUCCAAAUUGAAGGAGAAGGGCCGAUUGGGUGCCUGGCAGCUUGUGCCAAUGCGUGUCUUGCACAUUUGCUGCGAACUAGCUCUACACCGGCAUUGGCUUUUCCACAAUCAACCGAACUCUUCGUGGCAAUUGCACACUCCUUUCAAGAGAUAUGUCAGAGCCCCCAUCGGGUCAUUCGGGCUUUUGCAAUGGAACCAAUCUUCUCCCUGCAUAAAACACUAGUGCAGCAUGCCCUAGAGUGUGAAGAAGGUAUCCACCCGCCUUUGGACCCUGGGUUGCAAGAUGCCGUGGUCGAACUUUUUGUUCGUUGCGCCAUGAGUCUUGCCAUUGCUUGUGGGUAUUCGGCGGAUUAUUUUCAGGACUUUGGAGCCAUUAGCGAUGAGGAUCUGGAGAUUGAGCGCAACGAUGUGAGGGACGUCAUUCGAACUGUGGCUGUGUCAGAACGUGGUGGUUCUACAGCUUUUGCCGAUGUGACACGGCCUCCGCUGGAGGUGACUUUGAAAGUCCUGGCCAGACUAUUGCAUGCCUGCUUCGAGUCAAUCGAUGCUUCCCGGAAAGCCAGUCAGUUAUUUCACGAAACGGCCGUGCAUUGCUACUCGGCUUUGGCAAAAUCUCUGAACCAGCUGUCAAAGUUCUAUGCAAAGACAGGCCAACCAUCGGUCGCUCCGGAAAUUCUGAGACUGGCCCUUCAAAUCAUGACCACGUCGCUUCAGAUUGUGAUUGAAGGAUUCUCUUCGUCGUCUCUGGAAGACCUGUUUCCUGUCAGCCGAAUUGCCAACCUAGCAAUAGCUGCUUUGUCGCCCAUGAUGUCCAACUUGUGCACUAUACCAAGAUUUGAAGAGGAGGUGAAGGCGGCUUUGAGACUUUCACUGAGUGUCGCCGCCAUGUCCGUGGCGCAGAUUCCAGAGCUUGCAACUUCGUCUGAGCUGGGAAAUGCAACUUAUGACAUUCGUGGGGCAGCACGAGGGCCGGGUGGUGAGGAUCACGUGGGAUGCCUGGCCAUCAUGAGGUUGACAUUCGAGUCAGAACAACUUGCAGGGAAGCUCAUCGAGGCAGCGGGUGCUGACAUAUCGCAGCUGGGCCAACUGCACUCUCAGUUAAAGUCAAUUGAAGUGAAACGCGGCAAGGGGGUUGUUCAUGGCCAAGGGAGCACUCCAACGUCCAGAAGAAUCCUUUUGGGUGUUAUCUGUCACUUGGAAAUCGUCUCCAAGGGAUCAGCAGGUUGCUCAUCCAUGCUGACCGAGAUAUUUCACAAUGCCUUCUCAUCAAUUGCCAGUUUCGCCAAUUCGGAGCAGUCAUACCUGGAUGACGACAAAGUGAUUUUUCAAAUCUGUGAAUCCACCUGGGAUCUUGCUGCGUUUUCGCCUGUCAUCGUCGAAUCUCUAUUCGCUUCUGAAGGGGAGCUUGCGACGACAAAACUUGAUUGCUUGAGGGUACUCACAAAGUGCAUAUGCCGCGGGUAUGAAAGGCCGUCAAUAUACGACGAGGGGACGCAGCCAGCUGCCGUUAUUAUGGUUGCCAUGGAGUGGAACCGUUUGAGAGCGGGUUUCUUUGCAUUGCUGAAAACAAGCAUAUCAGCAAAGAUGCCACAAACUUUGUUUGAGAGUGUUGAGGCAAUCAUACGAUCCGAGUGUGAAGCUGCACAAGUUCAGUGCCAAGCAGGUCCAUCAUCAGGAUCCUCAAUUUUCAAUGAUGAGGUGGUUUCUGCUGAGCAUAUCCCGGCUGGACUCUUUGUUCGCAUUAUUCAAGAAAUGAUCGAGUCUCUACAGGAAAAACCAAACAAUGAAACAGCUCUUGGAAGCUGCGUGACGACACUCGAAAGAGUCAAGCCAUAUGUGCUCGGCGCAGUAACUCAUCCAUGUCAAGACCCGCAAUGCUUCGCCGAUCCCCGUCCUGCACUUUUUGAAGCUUGGUUCUUGGUGAUGGCGACGUUGUCCAACAAGGCAGCCACGUUGCAGGUAGGAAGUGAAGCUACCCUCCGAAACCUGUUGGUGGACUCUUGUGUUGCCGCGAUUUCCCUUCUGUUCAGCCCUUUCCUCAGCAAAACACGAGAUCUACGAAGCCAGAGUCCGUGCCUCAGCUUUGAAGGACCCCAAACACUCGCGUUGAUGGAGUUUCUCUGCAGCUACUUUGCAUUGGGACCAGCCAUGUUGCAACCUGUAUGCCACGAAUUGAUUCGGAGAUUCCCGAUUGAUUCUGCAAAGGCAAACCAAUUCACCACGGACGUACAGUGUCAUAGUGUUGCAAUCAUUGGAGCUGCACUGUACAGGGUUGCACAAGGAGCAUUGCCUCCAUGGUCUGUCGAAUCCAUCCAUGAAGUCUAUGCCGCGCUCUUUCUUGCUCUCAACCUAGAUGUGAAUGCCUUUGGCAGCAUGUUGCAUCUGGGAAUGGAAAUCCGUCUUGCACCGGGCGCCAAUAGGGGGAGUGUCAAAUCCGAGGAGCUUUUGUCGGGCCCUCUCUUUGAAGGGGUUAAAGAAACUGCAAAGCAGAGGUUCGUACAGAGUCCGUGGAGCUGUGAAACAAGACAACAACGGCGCCUGGAAACGAUGAAAGUGUUGUUGAGAAGUUUUGUGGUGGAAAGAGAUUGGACAGAUUUUGCCCAAAAGUCAUCGCCACAAACUGGCUGUUUGAAAGAGUUUUAG